ACAGCUAAGUAUCUUCCUUUCUAAAUGUUUAAGCAAUUGUCUAGUUUAUUUGGCAUAUUUUAUAAAUCAAAUAAAGUGUGAAAACAAUUGUUUUAUAUUACUUUCGAAACAGUAUGACAUUUCUAACGCAAGUCGGUGUAUUGUGUCUUUUAUUGUGGAAUAUGACCGAAGAAAUUAUUGGCACAGAGAAGUGUCUAAAGAAUGACUUUUCUUGUGGUGAUGGAAGGUGUAUCCGCUUUGAGUGGAGAUGUGACGGUGUUGUAAAUUGCUGGAAUGGAACUGACGAACAGAAUUGUACAAAAGUAUGUACGCAUGGUCAAUUCAGAUGUGAUAAUAAAACCAAGUGUAUUCCUAGCACAUGGCAAUGUGAUGGUGAAGUGGAUUGUGUUGAUCAUACAGAUGAAAGUAAUUGUACAAAAGUCUGCACAUCAACAGAAUUUGAGUGUCUCAUGAAUUGGGAAUGCAUUCCUUUGUCCUGGAAAUGUGAUAAUGACCCGGACUGUACAGAUGGCUCGGAUGAAGGCGACAACUGUCAUGACAUAUGCAGAAAUGACCAGUAUAUGUGCGAAAACCAUGUUUGCAUAUCAAGUAGAAUGAAAUGUGAUGGGAAUACGGACUGCUUAGAAGGAUCUGAUGAAAAGGAUUGUCAAGAAAUUGUUGGCACAGAAAUAUGUUCAAAUAAUGACUUUUCUUGUGGGGAUGGUUAUUGUAUCAGCAAUGAUUCAAUAUGUGACGGUGACAUAGAUUGCUUGAAUAGCGCUGACGAACAAAAUUGUCCGAAGCAAAUAUGUGCAAGUAAUGAAUUCAGAUGUGAUAAUGAAACCAGAUGUAUUGACAUCUUAUGGAAAUGUGAUGGUGACUUAGAUUGUGUUGAUCAUACAGAUGAAAGUAUCAAUUGUACAAACAUUACAAACAUUAAUAAAGUCUGCACAUCAACAGAAUUUAAGUGUCUCACGUCCGAGGAAUGCAUUCCUUUAUCCUGGAAGUGUGAUAAUGAAACGGAAUGUACAGAUGGCUCGGAUGAAGGCGAACACUGUCAUGACAUAUGCGGAGAUGGCCAGUAUAUGUGUGAAAACCAUGUUUGCAUAUCAAGUAGUUUGAAAUGUGAUGGGAAUAAGGACUGCUUAGAAGGGUCUGAUGAAAAUGAUUGUCAAAUGACAACUUUAUCAUCUUACCCUGAGCCAAGCUCUAGUACAAGCACUAUCAAGUUUAUUGAGAACAAAGUUGAUACCAAAUACUAUAGCAGAUAUAGCACCGAUAUGCUUGCAGAUCCUGUCGCCAAAAUGACAACUUUAUCGUCAGGCUCUGACCCAAGCUCUAGUACAAGCAAGUUUAUCGAGGCCAAAGUGGACAAAGACAACAAACGGAUAUUCAUCCUGGUUGUGUUACUCUCAGUUGGUGGUAGUGUCAUCGUGAUUAGUUCGGUCGCUGCUGUUAUUUGUAUAAUAAAGUUAGUUAAUGUUAAAUUACUUUCAUCUCUAUAACUGUUAUUCUUUUCAUUUAUAGUAAUUUCAUCAAUAAAAGGAUUGCGAGUUUGUUUGGGUAUUUUUUUAUUUUGCAUUGAAAUAAUGUUCAAGCAUUUCUGUAUUGUAUAAAGCAUGAGUGACAUUUCUUUGUUGCUG
Messenger RNA from Ruditapes philippinarum (Manila clam), 1622 nucleotides. RefSeq names its product very low-density lipoprotein receptor-like. The transcript is spliced from 9 exons. The record is from RefSeq and is a predicted model, not a curated record. The coding region runs from base 114 to 1484 and encodes 456 amino acids. NCBI's taxonomy places the organism in Eukaryota, Metazoa, Mollusca, Bivalvia, Venerida, Veneridae. Gene Ontology annotation, molecular function: protein binding.